AUGACCAUCGAGGUGUGGAACCUUUCUUCUUCGAGAGCCAUCGUUUCCUGGACGCCCAAGGAGCCCUGCCAGGAGGACCAUUACCAUGUUAUGUACAGGGCCAACUGGAACAACAUCUUCACCGGCUACAUUCGCAACAGCUUCCACUACGAGGAGAAGGUGCCUCGAACCGUCAGCAGGGUGGCCCUCGAGCACCUCGCCCCUUCCACUUUCUACUUCCUGUGCGUCAGCUGCAAGAAGCUUACCUACCCCCAGAAGCAUUACUGCACCAUGUUCUACACCCCGGAUAAGAACCCGCUGGUUCCCAGAGGCUACCUGGUGAACCCCCAGCUCUCCCUGUGGGUCCUGCUGGCCAUUCUGCUGGCCUGCUUCACAGCCGUCCUUGCUUUCAUCUGCCUCCAGUACUGGUGCCUCCGCUGCCAUGUGCCCCGUUGGUCUUACAGAGAGCCCCACAUAAUGGAAGCCAACGGAUUGGUGAGAUGGCCACGGGACGGCCCGGCUCCUGAUCAGGAAGAGGAAGACCAGCAGGGGCUCCCCCUGGUGGAAAGGCCACGCAGAGAUUCAGGAGCUGGAGUAGAACUGGAGGCCGAAGCCGCAGCCGCAGCAGCAGCAGCAGCCGAAGCCGACGCCGACCAGGAUGCCCCCAAUGCAGGUGCCCCCCAGAGGGAGGGUGGUGGCCAACCUGGCAUUGUGCCUCAUUUUGAGGAGUGA
This is a messenger RNA of Eptesicus fuscus (big brown bat), 711 nucleotides long. It is a transcript of the gene FNDC9, whose product is annotated as fibronectin type III domain containing 9. NCBI's taxonomy places the organism in Eukaryota, Metazoa, Chordata, Mammalia, Chiroptera, Vespertilionidae. The transcript has a single exon. The record is from RefSeq and is a predicted model, not a curated record. Gene Ontology annotation, molecular function: protein binding. The coding region runs from base 1 to 711 and encodes 236 amino acids.